GCCAACAGUUCAUUAAUGAUCUAUGCAUUAAUGUGGCUCUCGUUGGCCAUGACAAUGGAGGCCCUAGAUGCCCCACUGCCCCUAUCCCUGGCGGAUUUCCCCCUGAUGGCGCUGGAACAGGGCAAACACCAUUACCAGGAAGCGGGUGUGGAAUCGUUGCCGGGAUUAACAGGAUAUACGCGAAAUUAUUAUGGCCCCACUGACACUGCAACGGCCGAUGACUUGGCAACAUAUGGAAAUUAUGCUCACAAGCUUUUUGCCACCCACCACGCCAAUUCACAUCCACAUCACACCAUACCAUCCCUGGGCACCACGGCCAAUGGCUUUGUGCCCUUCUACUACAACAGCAAACUGCAUUCGCACCCGCAAUUCCACGAGGACGAGGAGCCGCGUCGCGACCCAUCGGCCAAUAUCGAUUUUGUCAUUAAUACGGCAAAUUAUGAGCCAAAUUCCGCUGGCUAUGAGGAGGAGCCUCGUCACAGGGAGCACUACUAUGGGCCGCGGGUGCCGUUUGCCACUGCGACGCCUCCCAGUCAUUACCAUUUCGAGCAAAUUUCCAAUUAUCGGGAGAACCGGCAGGAGAAGGAGGAGCACAGGCAGCAGGAGCAGGAUGACGCCAGUGUCUAUGAGCGGCUCAAAGAGCUCCAAAGACUGGCUAACCCAGUGAAGCGUCAGCAGGAGGAGUCCUUGGCGAGUCACCAUCAAAAUCAGGAGCAGCCAGGCAGACAUUUGCCACAGAAGCAGCAACCUCUACGAGAUCAAAGACAGCAACAGCGAUUGGGAGUUGCCCAGGAUCAGCAGCUGUUGUACUCCCACAAGGAUGGCCAAAUUGCCGAUCUCCCAGCCAUAACCACCAGUGUUCGUCAUACCCCGGAGAGCAGUAAAGCAGUGGCUGGAUUGCCACUCGCCAAGCACAUCGAGAUCACCAAGAACGUGCCCGUCACCCACUACCAGAAGCAGCAUGUGCCCUACAAGCAGACCGUUCAGAUGCAAGUGCCCCGCACCGUGAUUGCCGCCAUUCCGAAGCCCAUGCCCAUUAAGAUACCAGUGGCCAAGACGGUGGCGGUGCCGCAGCUGCAGGAGGUCAAGAUUCCCAUCGAACGGGUGAAGCCGGUGCCCGUGGAGCGACCCAUUCCCUUUGUGGUGGAGCGACGCGUGCCCUACCGAGUGGAGAAGCCGGUGGUUUCGCCCGUCUACUAUCCGUAUCCCGUCAAAGUGCCAGUGGUGCGCACGGUGGUGCACAAGCAGCGACCCCACUACGUGGCUCCUGGAUGGAGUGCCACCGGCAAUCAUCUGCUGGGUUGA
Molecule: messenger RNA, 1305 nt
Organism: Drosophila takahashii
Lineage: Eukaryota; Metazoa; Arthropoda; Insecta; Diptera; Drosophilidae
Source: RefSeq, a predicted model, not a curated record